Molecule: messenger RNA, 1527 nt
Organism: Durusdinium trenchii
Lineage: Eukaryota; Dinophyceae; Suessiales; Symbiodiniaceae
Source: the annotation of a GenBank genome assembly
AUGGCAGCGCCCGCACUUGCGCUCCUGAAGAAUGCUGAUGGUUAUGAAGAUGUGGCUGCCAGGGUAAAGCCUUCUGCCGAAGCUGCAUGGGACAUCCCGAGUGGCAGCCUUGUCGAGCUUGUGGAGGACUGGGUCGAGUGUGAGUCUGGCAAGCUCCGAGGCUUUAUCAAAGGCAAGAACUUGCCGGCGGUUGCAUCAAGCAACCCUGGGGACUGGUUGGAGGUGAUGCUUAUCGUCGUGGGAAAUUGGAAUGCCUGCUGGACUGGCUGGUUGAGGUUUUCUCACCCGGGUGACCCUGACUUUGGUGGAGACGGAGGUGCAACAUCUUCGUCCUCCUCGAAGGGGCCGGUGCAUCACCCUAGUGCCGAAGCGGCCGCCGUGGCCUCCUCUGGGAAGCUGGAGGAGAAGGAGGCGAAAGAGACGUCAAAAGAUGCAGAGAUGGUACCAGUGGAGGGGGAUGACAAGCCUGAGAAGCCUGAAGUGCUGGAGAAGGCUGCAGAAGCGCCGGCAGCGCCUGAAGCCGAAGACGGUGUGCCUGAGGCGGAUGUGGCCAUGCCGGCGGCGCCGGCCCCUGCUGCGCCGGCCCCCACUGCACCGGCGGCCCCAGCUGCGCCGGCGGCCCCAGCUGCGCCACCGGUGCCAGCGCCAGCAGGUGCUGCUGGUGCGGCAGAGCCUGCAGCACAUGCAGAAUGUCGAGAUUGUGACUGUUGCUUUGACAACGUCCCAACAACCGAUGGAAUUGGCUGCCCUUCGGGCGAGCACUUCUUUUGCAAGGGCUGCAUGGCCAAUUUCCUGGUCGCGUUCAAGACUGCAGACUAUGCAGAUCAAAAGAAGGCCAAAGGAAGGGCUCUAUGUCCGAUGAAGGACUCCGAGACUCCCUUUGGUGAUUCGGUGCUCGCCGCGGUGGUGCCUCAGGACGUCUUCGAUGAGUAUCUGCAAAUUCGCAUCAAGGUGGCCGAGCAAAGCAUCCAGGAGCACUUUGAAAAGGAAAACAGCGCCAAAAUCGAUGAGCUCAAGGAGAAGCUGGCGAAAGCUACCGGCAGCAGCGAGCAACUGGAGCUGGACAAGCACCGGCUCAAGGUCAUAGACGAGAUCUUCACUCUGAAAUGCCCGAGGUGUGCGAUGGCCUUUCUGGAUUACGACAACUGCAUCUUGCUUGCCUGGCUUUCCUGGCUUACUUUGCUUCAAUGGGAUUGCGGAAAGGAUGCCCAUCAGCAUUUCUACAAGAACGGCAGCAAGUGUCCACAUGAAGGUGGCCCACUCUUCAUCGCGUACAAUCUGUGGCAAGAGUACCAAAACCGACGCAAGGAGCGUCUAUUGUGUGAGUUCCUUGCGAGCCUGCCGGAGGACACCCGCAAGAAGGUGGCCGACUUGAUAUCUCCAGAUGCAAAGGAUCUGGGGAUUGAGGAUUUGACUGCGGCCAGUUUGGUGCGGGAGGAGCUCAAGAUUCCUGACCCGAAGGAGAAGGCGUGGUGUCAAGCCCUGACUGCUUUCUUGUCCAGAUGGACUGAGCUCGGUCAGCCUUGA